AUGGGAAAAACGCAAAUAUGGGAAAAACGCAAAUAUGGGAAAAACGCAAAUAUGGGAAAAUGCAAAUAUGGGAAAAUGCAAAUAUGGGAAAAUGCAAAUAUGGGAAAAUGCAAAUAUGGGAAAAACGCAAAUAUGGCAAAAACGCAAAUAUGGCAAAAACGCAAAUUUGGGAAGAACACAAAUAUGGGAAAAACGCAAAUAUGGCAUGAACGCAAAUAUGGGGAAAACGCCAAAAUGGGGAAAACGCCAAAAUGGGGAAAACGCAAAUAUGGCAAAAACGCAAAUAUGGCAAAAACGCAAAUAUGGCAAAAACGCAAAUUUGGGAAGAACACAAAUAUGGGAAAAACGCAAAUAUGGCAUGAACGCAAAUAUGGGGAAAACGCCAAAAUGGGGAAAACGCCAAAAUGGGGAAAACGCAAAUAUGGUAAAAACGCAAAUAUGGCAAAAACGCAAAUAUGGCAAAGACGCAAAUAUGGCAAAGACGCAUAUAUGGCAAAGACGCAUAUAUGGCAAAGACGCAAAUAUGACAAAGACGCAAAUUUGGGAAAGACGCAAAUAUGGGAAAGACGCAAAUAUGGGAAACACUCAAAUAUGGAAAAAACGCAAAUAUGGGAAAAACGCAAAUAUGGGGAAAACGCCAAUAUGGGGAAAACGCAAAUAAGGGGAAAACGCAAAUAUGGGAAAAACGCUAAUAUGGGAAAAACGCAAAUAUGGGAAAAACGCAAAUAUGUAAAAAACGCAAAUAUGUGA
Messenger RNA from Schistocerca cancellata (South American locust), 750 nucleotides. RefSeq lists its product as uncharacterized. The coding region runs from base 1 to 750 and encodes 249 amino acids. Lineage: Eukaryota; Metazoa; Arthropoda; Insecta; Orthoptera; Acrididae. The record is from RefSeq and is a predicted model, not a curated record. The transcript has a single exon.